AUCACCAGCUACCAAACCAAUAAGUCUACUGACUUGUUGGUCCAAUAUCCCUGUCAUGAACUGCACUAGCAAGAGAUGUAAGCUCUCUGUGACUUCAUUAUCCUCGCUAUAAGCAUGUCCCAACUGAACAAGUUCUUGCAGACACCCAAAUCCUGGAUCUUGUUCUUGAUCCAAGAGACCUGUAGACCUAAGGACUUCGCCUUAUUGCCAAAUGUAUCAAAAUUCCCCACUAGUUUCCAGAUACUUGUUGCUCCACGGUGACUGGAUAGUAGCUCUACCGAUUAUCCAGUCCAUGCAAGUCUUGAAAAGCCUUGGCUCAUUCCUGAAUUAAGAGUGAAACGGCUGAACAACCCUCCGCUGCACUUUGGAGCACUCUCAGCACCAGUAUACAGGAGUGAUCAGUUGCGAUCAUCAUGCUUGACAAAUCGAAACAUGCGUCCCAAGUGCGGAGGCUCUUGCGGAUCCUAGACGCAGAUGCGCUGAAAGCUACUGUAUCAACUGCGACGAAGGGCAAGGUUGAAGUGACUUCAGAGAUAGCGGCAAUAGACGUCAUCCUGAAAUACACACCUGACCUGGAGAAGUUGUUUUCUUAUCAGCGAAUAACAUCUGAUGUAUUGUUUAAGUACCUCAGCCAAUUACAAGUGAAAAAUAAAAAAAUAGAGUUGACAAGGAGAACAAAAAAGCAUGAAAUGGUUUCAAUCAUUAAAGGUAUCUGGAAAAAGAAUGCGGUUGAAUCACAAACACCAAAGAAGAAUAAGAAAGUGGAUGGAGCACAAAAAACAAAGAAGAUACAGGAGCAAAGAGGGAUUGAUAUGUAUUUUACAAAUUAUAUAGGUCAUUCAUUAUUUGGAGCAGAAGAUCUAUCUUCACCAAGCACAUCCACUUCAUAUGAGGAUAGCCACAACUAAUCUGGGGGGCCAUCAGGUUGCCGAGCACUGUGAAACGACCAGAAAUUGCCUCCUCCUCCCCCAACCUGUCCAGAUGAAUCAUCCUAGGGUUAUUGGACCGAGUUUUGAAGUGGACUCGGAGGUUAGCCACAACGAAUCUAUGGUCAGUUCCACAGAACUCGGCAUUCCUAUACACCCUGCAGUUCUGGAGGCUCUUCCAACAACUGCCAACGACGAUGUGGUUGAUCUCCUUGGCUGCAUUACCCACAUCGCUGUACCGAUGACGUAGGUCAGAGUGCUGAUACCAAAAGCCAGAAGUCCUCAGUUUCUGGGACCUUGCAAAAUCCCGGAAACGGAGGCUAUUCUCGCUGUUGGCACCAGCGCCCGAACCAAGGGGACCGAUAGACACCUCAUACUCAGCUCGAUCGCAGCCAAGUACCGCAUUGGAGUCGCCCAGCACAAUACAAAUAUCUCACUGAGGACAACUGUAUGACGCAGAUGCAAGUUUGGUGUAAAACAUCUAAUUUCACGUCGAGUUUACAAACAUCAGUAGGAGCGUCCACAGCAAUAAGAGACAAAGCCAAACGCAAGCUUCCGCAUCAAUACCAUUGAGUAACCUCUACUACCAAGGGCUGAAGUCUGCUGGAGUUGGCUAUGGCUACUCCCUGAAGAUGGCGACCAUCGCUGCGGCCUGACCAGUAAUAAGU
Penaeus vannamei (Pacific white shrimp) is the source of this 1594-nucleotide messenger RNA. NCBI's taxonomy places the organism in Eukaryota, Metazoa, Arthropoda, Malacostraca, Decapoda, Penaeidae. The record is from RefSeq and is a predicted model, not a curated record.